AGCUGAGACCAGAGCAGAUGAGACCAGACCUCGUAACUUCCUGAUGGCCGGUAUUGGUAUGCAGAACUAUAUGGAAUGAGGCGAGCGCUGAGAUGAUGCUGGCGACCAAUUCAAACUCACUUUCUCCUCUUCUUGCUCAAAACCCUGGACCUUCUGCUGCCAGUGUUCGCAAAGUUUCGAACCUCAUUUUCAGGGCUCUCUCAAAUUCAACGGCUUCUAAUUGUAGGCCCGAACCAAUUUAUGACCACCGGCUCAAUAACUACUCCGGCAUUAGACUAGAGGAAUCGGUAAAAACCAAUUCUAGGAAGCUCAGGCUUGAUUCUUGGAUAUCUUCCCGCAUUGAUGGGGUCAGCAGAGCUCGAGUUCAGUCCAGCAUUCGGUCUAGGCUAGUCUCUGUUAAUGGCCGUAUAAUCGAUAAGGUUUCACAUGCUGUUAAAAGCGGGGAUAAAGUUAGUUGUACUAUUGCUGAAUUGCUGCCAUUGAGGGCAGAAGCAGAAGAUAUCCCACUGGACAUUGUUUAUGAAGAUGACCAUGUCCUUGUUAUUAACAAGCCUGCACAAAUGGUUGUUCAUCCAGCACCCGGCAAUGCUACUGGGACACUUGUAAAUGGAAUUCUUCAUCAUUGUAGCUUUCCCAUAGGGUCAUUCCCCAUUCAGGAAGGGCUUUCUGAUGAUGAGUUGAGUGCCUUUUCUGCCGAGAAAGAGUAUGUUGGGGAUGAUUGUUCUGCCACGGGAGAGGCAUCUAUUCGUCCAGGAAUAGUGCACAGAUUGGACAAGGGAACAAGUGGAUUACUUGUUGUAGCCAAGAACUUACAGGACGAGCAUUCCCACGCCCAUCUGGCAGAGCAGUUCAAGAAUCAUAGCAUUAAGAGAGUCUAUGUUGCUCUAACUUGUGGAAUGCCAACAUCUGCUUCGGGACGCUGUGAUAUCCCAAUAGGUCGUGAUCCAUACAACAGACUUCGCAUGGCUGCUGGCCAUGGUUUGAGCAAAAAUGGGAAAACUCGUCAUGCUGCUAGCAGAUACAAAGUGAUUGAAAUACUUGCUGGUGGUGGUUCUGCUUUGCUUGAAUGGAGGUUAGAAACUGGACGCACACAUCAGAUCCGAGCACAUGCGAAGUACCUCGGCAUCCCCCUGCUAGGUGAUGAUGUUUAUGGAGGAACAAAGAGCAUGGCCCUCUCACUACUUCAGCGCCAUAGCUCUUCUGAGUUUCAUGGGAAACUUCUGCAACUAGUCUCUGGUUUGGAAAGACCUUGUCUCCAUGCUUUAACUAUUGGGUUUACACAUCCAAAAACGGAGGAGAGGGUACACUUCACUCAGCUGCCACCAGCUGAUUUUGCUGAGGUUUUAACUGAACUCCGAACCAUCAAUGCCGAGAAGGUGUCUUGAGUGGAUUAUUCUUGUCAAUCUUGUGAGGAAGUGAAAUAUUCGCACUAUGAGACUCCUCAUCAAAACCACAUUCAUCAACGAAGAUGAGGGAGAGAGGGACAGAUGCUAUUGGCGCAUUGCGUUAUUUUUUGGAUGACUUGAUUAUAUCGGCUGCGACGGAGGUGGUUUUGAUUGUUUUUUUUUUCUUGGAUGAAAAGAAACCUUUGUAGUAGGGGUGGGCCAAGAAGGGCCACUACCCAUCCCAAAUUUGGUUAUAAUUAACUUUGUUUGAAGAAUUGAAGUGUAAAAUCAUUUUAAUGUUCUUUUUAUAAUAAGUUGGCUUUCCCACC
This is a messenger RNA of Cuscuta europaea, 1714 nucleotides long. Lineage: Eukaryota; Viridiplantae; Streptophyta; Magnoliopsida; Solanales; Convolvulaceae. The record is from the annotation of a GenBank genome assembly.